Paramormyrops kingsleyae is the source of this 2837-nucleotide messenger RNA. RefSeq names its product RAS related 2 (gene rras2). The record is from RefSeq and is a predicted model, not a curated record. Lineage: Eukaryota; Metazoa; Chordata; Actinopteri; Osteoglossiformes; Mormyridae. Gene Ontology annotation, cellular component: membrane. Gene Ontology annotation, molecular function: GTPase activity; GTP binding. Gene Ontology annotation, biological process: signal transduction.
GUCCGGGGUGGGUGGGCGUGGCCAGCAGAGCAUUCUUAAGACCAGUGUCUUGAAAUUUAUUCGACCUUUGAUAUAGCUGGAAUUAAAACCAGGGGAAUUAAAACCAGGGCAACCAUUGGACUUGGUGAUAGAAAUAUGAGCGUGUCAUUGGCACUAAGACAUCACCUUUGUGAUAAUGGUGAUGAUGGUUGUGAUGGUGACCUCAUCCGGCAUGUGGGCUCCUCCUCCUGCAGACGGGGCUGUGAUGUCAUCGGGAGAGCUGAUGUGCUGUGCAGCGGGGCUGGUGGGAGUGGUGGGUCCUCACGGGGGGGCUGGGCUUUUCAGCAGCUGGCAGACGAGUGCAGAGGGCUGGCCUAUGAUGUCAUAGCUCGGGGUGUUAGCGCUAACAGCUUGGAACGGAGGCAGGAGGGGCCGUGUCGUUGUGGGGGGGCGUUCCGGAGGAGAGGCGUGGAUACGCCUGCAGAUCCUGUACCUUAAUGACUAGGGUCACUUUGGGCGUAAGGGUCCCUGUGGCCAUGCUCUCAUUUCCUCUCGUGUUGAUUCACCAGACUGCAGACCUGAUUUUUUUUUAGCCUAAGUCACAAGUCUAAAAAAAAAAAAAAAAAAAAAAAAAAACAAUAGUUCUGUUUAAAUAUAAAUAAUAUGGGCAAUGCCAUCCUGAAAGAUGAGAGGCAGAUAUGCCCCCCCUUCCAGUGGUUACAGUGUGGGGGGGGGGGGGACAAUGAGAGAACAUGUGCAUGGGUUAGGGGGUGUUACUGAAUGCAUGAUGCCUGACUGACACAGACCCUUUAAGCUACCACAAGAGUGGGACGUGACCUCAUCCCACAGUGAGGUAUCACCAGCCGGAGCAGAAGGACCCCACAAGGUAGCAAGCUGUAUAUGCAGGUAGCUACAGAAAAACGGAAGUGAUUCAGCGCAGCCAUCAGUCAGGACAGGAAAUAAAGCCACACACUUCCAGCUGAGCACCGGAACCUUUAAUAGUCUGUAAAAUGACAAAGCGUGUUCCACGCGGAAGAGAUUGCUACCAAAAGCAUUUUUUUCAUAAAGAAUAUCAAAGUUUGAAAUACAGGAUGGACUCUUGAACAGAAGGUGUCUUACUUUGUGACCGACUAUGAUCCCACCAUUGAGGACUCUUACACAAAGCAGUGUGUGAUUGACGAGCGGGCUGCACGCCUGGACAUCUUGGACACGGCAGGCCAGGAGGAGUUUGGUGCCAUGCGAGAGCAAUACAUGAGAACGGGAGAGGGCUUCCUGCUGGUGUUCUCCGUCACCGACAGGGGAAGUUUUGAGGAAAUCUACAAGUUUCAGAGGCAGAUCCUCAGAGUAAAAGACCGUGAUGAGUUUCCCAUGAUCCUCGUGGGCAAUAAGGCCGACCUGGAGCUGCAGAGACAAGUGACUCAGGAAGAAGGCCAGCAGUUGGCCAGGCAGCUGAAGGUGACCUACAUGGAGGCCUCAGCCAAGAUCCGACUGAAUGUAGACCAAGCCUUCCAUGAGCUCGUUAGAGUAAUAAGGAAGUUCCAGGAGCAGGAGUGUCCGCCUUCACCAGAACCAACCCGCAAGGAGAAGGACAAGAGUGGCUGCCACUGCGUGAUUAUCUGAGCUGGGGCACCUCCCCACUCCCAUCUUUUUUAUUUUUUAUUUUACCAGUGCCUGCCCUGCCCACUGACAUCACUUCCUGUGUGGAUGACCACUGCCGCCUUUGCUCACGUGCAUGGCCCCGCGGUUGCCAUAGCAGCGAAGGCCUUGACUGGAGAAGCUAUCCUGGAACUACACUAAUAGAACGACUAGGGCAGAAUACAGAACAUGACGGAAGGUCGCUGUCCGCGCCCAAUGCACACGAAACAGCCAUCAGACAGGAGUACAGAACCUAUCGACACUAAGCACUGCUUCUUAAAACGAGAAACAAUUCCUUUUUGUAUUUUGAAAGACUUCUAUUUGCCUCGUUGUGGAAUUUGUACAUUAUGACAAUAGUGCUGUCAGCAAACAAAAGAAGAAAAUCCUGAAAUGUAAACGAGCAAGAGAAUAUUUCCACCUUAUAGUGUGAGUGUUCAGAUUAAGCUUUGUGUGUGUGUUGUGCCAUAACUGUUUUCGCAUUAAUUUGCUAAUCAACUACUGUACAAAGGAAUUGUGUGUUUUGCAUAUGCAUAUUCAGUGAAUUACUUCGCAGAAGUACAGUUUUGAAAGUUUAAGAGCUUGGUUUAACAUGAAUAAACACAAAGGUAUACUAUUAACUAUGGUAUAAUUACACAAUUUGCCAAAAAAAUACUAUGUUUGGAUGUAAAUGAAGGAAUAUGUAUUCAGUAUCUGUGUCUCAGGAUGUGGUCGUUUUGAGAUCCACAUCCUGACUGUCUACUGUUAUUUUUUUUUUUUGAUGAAUCAGCGAUACUAUGAACCUGGACAUUCUCCACCUCGUACCGCUUUGUCCACGCCUUUCACCCCCCCGCCCUCACAGCCUCGACCAAACCAAGCAUGUGUAGGGAGAGGGAGCUGGAGGCCAUGCCCAUUUGGGAUAUGUUCUCAGCAUUUCAACAGUACUGCCCGCUCAGUGAGGGGCACUUGUGAACUUUCUGGGUGCCUCAUCUCAGUUCCCCAGGUGAAACUGGCUUUGUGACAUCAGGUGAAGCUGGUAGAACUGGGACAGAUCCUGUGAAGAUCAGUACAGGUUUCUUAAACUCAGUUUGGUCCGGGUAUUCACCUUAGGGUCACCCAGAUUCUAAUGUAAGCAGUUAUUUUCAUUGUCUGCUUUGAUACUGUAAAAUGCAUUGUAUAAUACAAAUUGUGUUUUUAUAUAUGUUUCCCAGAUUUUCAACAACAAAUAAACAGCUUUUAAACCAUUG